Molecule: messenger RNA, 1125 nt
Organism: Arachis stenosperma
Lineage: Eukaryota; Viridiplantae; Streptophyta; Magnoliopsida; Fabales; Fabaceae
Exons: 2
Coding region: 1-1125 (374 amino acids)
Source: RefSeq, a predicted model, not a curated record
AUGGCUCGCACGGUCUCCCGGGCUUCCCCUUCUCCCGCGGCGUACGAUCCCUAUGCUUGGGUCGUUUCCGACGUGAAGGAUUCGCCUAACCAAAUGGGCGAGGAGGAGCUCACCGAGUUCCGACAAGCCGAGUACUUGUGUGGAGGAACCGAUGAGGAGGCCAAUUAUGACGUUUUUGUCCCGGCUCCUCACGAGCGAUUGUAUGAGAUCAACUUCCAUCAUCUUCGAGUUGCCGACUGGAUUUGUGAUGAGGAGGAAGGUAAUGAGAAGUCUGCUGCUGGGAAGCCUGCCGCCCCUUCGAAGGACAAGGCCGCUUCCGAGCAAGGAGCUGCGGCCGACGACAUCGGCACCUCGGCUCAAGGUGCCGUGGUCGAAGGCGACCAGGCGGUUCAUGCUUUCCCUUUUCGUGAGGUUAUCGGCACUGGGGGUUCCACGCCUAACCCGGAUGCCGAUGACGAGGUGGAGGAGGUUCCCAGCUUCAAGAGGAAGAGGAAGGCGUCGUCUAGUCCUGAGGAGGUCCUUACUGUCAUGGAGAGGAAUUUUGACGCCGGGAACUUUAUAGACUCCCAGCUGAUUCCCGGUACUGAAGAGUAUUUUCAUGAGUCAUCCCUUGCCGGGCAGGCGAGGUGGAUGUACCGUACCCUCCUACGCGGCGCAGUGAUAGCUCGAAAAGCCGAGUUCGAACUAUCUGGGAUGGAGUCCCUCCGCAGGAGGUUGGAGUCUGCUGGGAAGGCCAAUAACGGGCUAAAAAGUGAAGUUGAGACUCUUCGGGAGCAGUUGACCCAAUCUGAGGAGAAGCUUGACGCCGCCGAGAAGAAAGCUACUGCUGCCGAACAGAAGGCCACUACUGCUGAGAAAAAAUUGGAGGAGUCGGACGCCAUGGUUUCACGUCUUGUCGAGCGCGAAAUGGCUUUGGAGAGUCAGGUCGGCGCGGUGCAGAAACGGGUGGCCGAAAUCGAGAAAGAGAAGCAGGUCGUGGAGGCCGAACUGGCAACAUGGAAAGCAAAGUAUAAAGACGUCGUCAAGCAAGGGAAGGGUGCGAUUUUGGCGACCGAGGAGGCCCUCAAAGCUCAAGUUAAAAUUGUUGCCCCCGAGUUCGAUACGUCGGCGAUCAGUGUUUUCUAG